Molecule: messenger RNA, 1128 nt
Organism: Cajanus cajan (pigeon pea)
Lineage: Eukaryota; Viridiplantae; Streptophyta; Magnoliopsida; Fabales; Fabaceae
Product: antitermination NusB domain-containing protein
Biological process (GO): regulation of DNA-templated transcription; DNA-templated transcription termination
Cellular component (GO): chloroplast
Molecular function (GO): RNA binding
Source: RefSeq, a predicted model, not a curated record
UUCAGAUAUUUGCAAUUAUCUCGGGUAGCAAUGGAGGCAGUGUUGCUUCCAGCGUGUCCUUCACCUUCACCCAUUCCGCAACGCUCUUCGUUCCCUUCUUCACACCGCUCCUACCUCCAAAACGCGCCACUCUUCUCCCUUCGCAGCUCUCUCCGCGCCUCCACCUUCGCACUCGCCCACCACCAACCUCCCGUUCUCGGAAGACCCGACAACCCCUCACCGGCGCUGCCCAAAAUCGACAAAACCGGUCGCUUCUGCAGCCCUAGAGCCGCCAGAGAACUCGCACUGUCAAUAAUCUAUGCCUCGUGUUUGGAGGGGCUGGACCCGGUUCGGCUUUUCGAGAAGCGGUUGAAUGCGCGCCGAGAGGCCGGGUAUGAGUUCGACAAGGAGAAGUUGUUGGAGUAUAAUCACAUGAGUUUUGGAGGGCCACCUGUUACUGUAGAAUCGGAUGAGGAAGCAAGUGAGCUUUUGCGGCACAUUGAACAAGAGUCUGCUAUUGAAGCAGAAGUUCUUACAGCUCCUCCAAAGCUGGUGUAUAACAAACUGAUUUUGGGAUUCACUCGGAAACUAUUGGUUGCAGUCAGGGAUACAUGGGACAGUCAUGCCCUGGUUAUUAACAAAAUUGUCCCACAAAAUUGGAAGAACGAACCAGCUGGGAAGAUUUUAGAGCUUUCUAUUCUUCACUUGGCCAUGUCCGAAAUGGCAGUGCUAGAAACAAGACACCAAAUCGUUAUUAAUGAGGCUGUAGAUCUCGCCAAACGGUUUUGUGAUGGAGCAGCCCCUCGCAUCAUUAACGGCUGUCUCCGCACAUUUGUCCGAGAAAUGGAGCUUGAGGCAUCAAACAACCUGGUUUAGUUGAUGAUCUCCACGUACAUUGUCCAUUCGUUGUCUUCGGAUCGUUGAGAAAUGAAAAUGUUGUCUUGACGUACAUUUCAGGAAUAUCCGAUAACUUGCUUAUAGAAUGAUAUGCAAAGGUCUAAAAUAGGAAUCCUGUUGUUUGACACGGGUAGUUAUUAUGACAUUGAGAUAUUGUUGUCGUGUCUAUGUAAUCUUAAUGUAUGUUGCCUCGGGGAUUUUGUAAUAAAUUUUGUUUAAGUUAAAAGAAAAAAAAAACUUUAGAAACAUUGA